Messenger RNA from Cuscuta europaea, 3553 nucleotides. NCBI's taxonomy places the organism in Eukaryota, Viridiplantae, Streptophyta, Magnoliopsida, Solanales, Convolvulaceae. The record is from the annotation of a GenBank genome assembly.
CAAAGGCGAUUUGGCACGUAUCGUCCUCUUGACCAAGUUAUCUCUACGCUUCUCCUCCUAUUGGGUACGGUCUGUACAAUUCAGUACGCGCGCCUCCAGUGCAACUAAAACCGACUCAGGAAAUGGAGAGUCUACUACCGGACUUCGAUUUGCCGCCGAAGCAUCCGUCGGAGGAGGCCCAGAAGCGGUGGAGAAACGCCGUCUCGGUGGUCCGAAACCGUCAUCGUCGCUUCCGUUACUCUCCCAACUUCGAGAAACGAUUGGAGGCCAAAGAGAUGAUGGAGAAAACCAGAGAAAAAAUACGGGUUGGAUUUAUGGCAUACAUGGCUGCGCUUAAAUUUCUUGAUGCUGUUGACUAUAAGCCUCCAAAGGAGAGGAUAGCUGGAGCUCAUCCUCCCGUUGGAGAUAUUGUGGAUGAAUAUGAUAUCGGUUUGCCAGAAGAGGCACAAAAGGCAGGCUUCAGAUUUCACCCUGAUAAACUUGCAACUAUUGUUGGUUCAUACGAUAUCACGACAUUAAGGAACAUUGGAAAAGUUGAAGGGCUUGCUGCUAGGUUGCGAGUCUCUUUGAGUGAAGGAGUCAAAACCAGUGAGGUCCCUGCAAGGCAAAAUGUCUAUGGAUCCAACAAAUACACCGAGAAACCAUCUAGAAGGUUUUGGACAUUUGUUUGGGAGGCCUUGCAUGACUUGACACUCAUCAUUCUUAUUGUGUGUGCUGUUGUCUCUAUUGGAGUGGGACUAGCUACUGAAGGUUGGCCAAAAGGAACUUACGAUGGUUUAGGAAUUAUACUUAGUAUAUUCCUUGUAGUCUUUGUCACAGCCAUUAGUGAUUACCGACAGUCAUUACAGUUCCGAGAUUUGGAUAAGGAGAAGAAGAAGGUUUUCAUCCAAGUCACCAGAGAUGGAUACAGGCAGAAGGUUUCCAUUUAUGACUUGAUUGUCGGAGAUGUUGUUCAUUUAUCCAUCGGGGAUGUGGUUCCAGCUGAUGGAGUAUUCAUAUCGGGAUACAGCUUGCUGAUUGAUCAAUCAAGCUUGUCUGGGGAGAGUGUGCCAGUGAGUAUAUCUGAGAAAAGGCCGUUUCUCUUAUCAGGAACCAAAGUGCAGGAUGGUUCGGCUAAGAUGCUAGUGACCACUGUUGGCAUGAGAACCGAAUGGGGUAAGCUGAUGGAAACUCUUAGUGAGGGUGGGGAAGAUGAGACUCCACUGCAGGUAAAGCUGAACGGUGUGGCCACACUUAUUGGGAAAAUAGGAUUGGGAGUUGCUGUAAUAACGUUUUUGGUUUUGGUUAUCAGGUUUCUUGUGGAGAAAGCACUUAGACAUGAAUUUACCAUUUGGUCCUCAGCUGAUGCCCUUACACUCCUAAAUCACUUUGCCACUGCUGUGACUAUAAUAGUUGUUGCUGUUCCAGAAGGAUUACCUCUGGCAGUGACACUUAGUCUUGCAUUUGCUAUGAAACAGCUAAUGGACAACAAGGCACUGGUGAGGCAUCUUUCUGCGUGCGAGACUAUGGGUUCUGCAACUUGCAUUUGCACUGAUAAAACUGGGACGCUAACGACCAACCAUAUGGUGGUCACCAAAACAUGGUUUUGUGGAAAAGCUAAAACAAUUGAAACUUUUGGUGGCAACACGAUAAGUUCAGAUAUUCCAGAAAACGUAUUAACCGUUAUUCUGCAGGCGAUUUUUCACAAUACAGCUGCUGAGGUGGUCAUGGGUAAGGAUGGAAAAAUGUCAAUUUUGGGUUCACCAACAGAAUCAGCCAUAGUUGAAUACGGUUUGCUUCUUGGGGGAGAUUUAGAAAGUCAACGAAGGGACUGCAAGUUGUUGAAAGUUGAACCUUUUAAUUCCGAAAAGAAAAAGAUGUCUGUUGUCGUGGCUCUUCCAGAUGGCAAAACCCGAGCGUUUUGCAAAGGUGCAUCUGAGAUUAUAUUGAGAACGUGUGAUAGGGUCGUUGAUGGAAAUGGUGAAGUUGUUUCUUUGUCUGAAGAACAGGUGGGGAAUAUUACUUGUGUCAUCAAUGAAUUCGCUAGUGAAGCUCUGCGUACUAUUUGCUUGGCCUUUAAAGACAUUGAAGAAGAUAGUCCUCAAAGCAGUAACAUUCCUGAUAGUGGCUAUACUUUAAUAGCGGUGGUAGGAAUAAAAGAUCCAGUUCGCCCGGGGGUAAAAGAUGCAGUAAAGGCCUGUUUGGCAGCUGGGAUUACAGUGAGGAUGGUCACAGGUGAUAAUAUCAACACAGCCAAAGCCAUUGCUGAGGAAUGUGGUAUAUUGACUGAAGAUGGCUUUGCCAUUGAAGGACCAGAAUUUCGCCUCAAGACUCCUGAUGAAAUGAGACAAUUAAUACCCAAAAUUCAGGUCAUGGCUAGGUCAUCUCCACUCGAUAAACACGUGCUCGUGAAGAACUUAAGAGGCAUGUUUAGAGAAGUGGUUGCCGUUACUGGUGAUGGUUCCAAUGAUGCCCCUGCCUUACACGAGGCUGACAUUGGACUUGCUAUGGGCAUUGCUGGAACUGAGGUGGCAAAAGAAAGCGCUGAUGUGAUUGUCAUGGACGACAAUUUUACAACCAUUGUCAAUGUGGCUAAGUGGGGGCGUUCCGUAUACAUAAACAUCCAAAAGUUUGUGCAAUUCCAGCUAACGGUCAAUGUUGUUGCUCUCAUUAUCAAUUUCACUUCUGCAUGCAUCUCAGGAUCUGCCCCUCUUACUGCUGUGCAAUUGCUUUGGGUGAACUUGAUAAUGGACACGUUAGGUGCGCUUGCAUUGGCCACUGAACCACCCCAUGAGGGACUAAUGAAUAGGCCUCCAGUAGGGAGGGAUGUGAGUUUCAUUACAAAGGCCAUGUGGAGGAAUAUCAUUGGUCAAAGUAUUUAUCAGCUAUCUGUUCUUUUAGUCUUCAAUUUUGUUGGAAUUAAGCUUUUGAGGCUUGAAGGUUCAGAUGCCAAGGCUGUUCUCAAUACUUUCAUAUUCAAUACCUUUGUAUUCUGUCAGCUCUUCAAUGAAGUAAACAGCCGUGACAUGGAGAAGUUGAAUGUACUGCGUGGCAUAUUUAGUAGCUGGAUAUUUUUAGGUGUCAUACUCUCCACCGCAGCAUUCCAAGUCAUCAUUGUCGAGUUCUUGGGCGCGUUUGCCGGCACUGUACCUUUGAACUGGCAACUUUGGCUACUCAGCAUCUUGAUCGGAGAAAUAAGCGUGAUCAUUUCCUUAGGCUUGAAGUUGAUCCCCGUCAAACAAGAGACUGUCAAAUUCCAUGAUGGCUAUGAUCCGCUGCCCGGUGGUCCUGACCAGGCUUGAGAAAUGAAGCUGUACUGUUCUGGGGUCUGCUGCUUCGUCGACAUUGUGAGUGUAUACGUACAGGCUUUUGAAACAUCAUGUGUAUGAAGCAAAUUUUGAAGUAUAAUUGGACUAUUUGAUAUUGGAAGUUAACCACCCUUCUGGGUAAACAUUUUGGAUGAAAUCAAAGGUUUGAACAUCACAUACAUGCACUUAAUUGUACACUUUGCUUGCUUUGAUAUAGAAUUGUAGACUGCUCCCUGGGUUUGAAGUUAAUCUCAUAUGUUUAUGUC